Aspergillus ibericus CBS 121593 is the source of this 1696-nucleotide messenger RNA. Its product is annotated as MFS general substrate transporter. Bases 1 to 1452 code for a protein of 483 amino acids. The record is from RefSeq and is a predicted model, not a curated record. NCBI's taxonomy places the organism in Eukaryota, Fungi, Ascomycota, Eurotiomycetes, Eurotiales, Aspergillaceae. Gene Ontology annotation, molecular function: transmembrane transporter activity. Gene Ontology annotation, biological process: transmembrane transport. The transcript has 6 exons. Gene Ontology annotation, cellular component: membrane.
AUGGCGGGCAUCGACUCCAAGGCAUCCUCCCUGCAUGUAGAGUCCGCUGCAAAGCCUUUGGAUAGGGUUGAUGAGUCUUUCGAAGGCUUGUCUAAUGAAGAAGAGCGAGCCCUGGAGAAGCGCCUGGUGCGCAAAAUCGAUCUGCAUCUGAUUUCCUCGUUAUUCCUACUGUUCAUCUUCAACAUCCUGGACCGUUCCAACAUCGCCAAUGCCCGCCUGGGAGGACUUCAGGAGGACCUGGGUCUUUCAGACACCCAGUACCAGACUGCGGUAGCCAUCAUGUUUGUCGGCUAUCUGCUGGGCCAAGUCCCUAGUAAUAUUCUAUUGACAAGGCUGAAACCCUCCCGUUAUCUCCCAACCGCCAUCUUUGUCUGGGGAGGGAUAUCCAUCUGCAUGGCCGCAACCAAGAAUUUCGCAGGCAUCAUGUGCGUACGUGUGUUUCUCGGAUUCGCCGAGUCGCCGUUCUUUUCCGGUGCUCUACUCCUGAUCAGCUCCUGGUACAAACCGUCCGAGAUUGCCGUCCGAGUGGCUAUUGUAUAUUGCGGAAACACCAUUGCCAACGGAUUCGGCAGCAUGUUUGCCGCUGGGGUCAUGAGCGGGUUGAACGGCAAGGGGGGGCUGGAGGGCUGGAGAUGGCUCUUCAUCAUCGAAGGGGCGGGCACCAUGGUAGCCGGCAUUCUCGCCGUGGCACUUCUGCCCGAUUUCCCUCGCUCCGGCCAGCGGAAGUGGCUAUCCGAACAGGAGCAGCGCUUUGCGGAGUGGCGUCUGGCCCGCGCGGCAAAUGACGAAGUUGAUGAGAACGGAUCAGUCCGAGACGGACUCAGGGACGCGCUGUUGGAUCCCAAGGCUUGGUUGCUCAUCUUGAUCCAAAUCUGUCAGCUCUCAUCCCAGAGCUGGACGUACUUUUUCCCGACCAUCGUCCAGACACUGGGCUUUAGCAAUAUCAUUACGCUGCUGAUUACCGCGCCCGUCUAUGUCUUCGGGUUCAUCUCUGCCCUUGGGAACUCCCUCAUAGCGAACCGGACCAGCCAGCGCGCGGUCCUAAUUGCCUGGCCCCUCUGCGUAGACAUUGUGGGAAACGUCAUGGUCAUUUCAUCGCGCGCCACAGCGGUCAGAUACGUUGGCAUGUUCUUGAUGUGUGCGGGCUCGUACUCCGCAUUCAACGUCGUCCAGGCCUGGAUUGCUAGUACGAUUCCCCGUACGCGAACCAAGCGAGCUAUUGUGUACGCGUUGGUGAAUCUUUUCGGUAACUCGGCCAAUAUCUACGGCUCCUAUUUCUUUCCCACGUCGGAUUCACCCCAAUACCGCCCAGGGGGGAUUACACUGUCUGCAUUUGCGGCCGCCGGAAUCGUGUUGACGGGGCUGUUGGCAUUGUAUCUCCAUCUGCUGAAUGUGAAGGCACGGAGGGCUGAGGAGGAGGACGGACAAACACGAUAUAUGUAUGUCUGGUAGUUGCCUGUCGAGCAUGAGAUACACGUCAAGAUAUAAUCAACCGCAGCAUAAGCCAUGGGGAUCAUCGUAAUCGUAGGGUUUCACGUCUCAUCCCCGACCAAUACCGCAAAUAUACGUAGUCUUUGUCCAGUACUGUAAUACAUCCGAAGAAACAUGAUUUCCACGGUGUAGUUGUAGAAGGCUUACUUCGCUGGGAUCUCUUUUGUGCGUUCCACGUCUCAAGACAUCUAUUAUCCUGGAUAUG